CCGGGGGCUACUAAAAAAACUUGUAUACUUCAGAGUGAUGUAGAGUGGCGGAAUAUCGGUUGAGCAAAGAUGGAGAAACUGCACUUCGAGGUGUUUGGCAAAGUGCAGGGUGUGUUCUUCCGCAAGCACACUCAAGCAGAAGCACAGAAACUGCACUUGGUGGGGUGGGUGAAGAAUACGACACACAAAACAGUUGUCGGAAUAGCUGAAGGUGAUAAACCUCAUAUAUCUGAGUUCCAACACUGGCUGAAAACCAAAGGAAGCCCGAAAUCAACUAUUCGAAAGGCAGAGUUCAAGUUGGAAACAAUUCAUCACAAAUCUUUCUCAAGCUUCGAAAUUCACAAAUAAUGAUUUGGUUAGAAAAGAAAACUAGUAACUCGUUAAAUGUGCUUAUCUGAUCUGGUGCUUCUAAAGACAUCUUCCUGUAGUAGUGAAAUUCGAAAAUUUCCUCUGAGAGAGAAUAACAAAUCUUUUGAAGCUUAAAUCUACUGCUUUUAUGCUACUUAACCAAAAGGCCUACGCAAAUCUUCGUUUUAUUGAUGCAACUUAACCUGCUACAUUGAUGCUACUUAACCAAAUAUUAGCCCAAGUCUUUGCUUUAUGUUGUAAUUUUAAGUUCCAUCCCCUAUAAAGGACUUUUUGUCGGUUAGGCAUAUGAACAUAUAGUACCGAUUGAAAAAUUCCAUAUUCAAAUAGGAAAGUUCAAGAGAUCUUAUAUUUCUAGUCAAAUGUAAUGUGAUAUAGAUAGUGCCCUUUCAGUGCCCUUUCAAAGUUACUGCUUACAAUGUAAAAUUUGUACAAAUCGUAGAGAUUAAAAAUUUGGAUCUUAUUUUUUUUUGUAAAUUAGAUGAUUAAGUGGGAAAAUGCGGAUUUUGCUGUUGUUGGAAACGUUGAUGACACGAGCUCAAUUAGACCAAAUUUUCGACGUGCUGGAAGUAGCUUAACUUAAUAUUUAAAAAAAUAGACAAUGACUCACCCUUGUAGACUAGUCUAAAAAAAUUGGUUUCCACGCAUCAAAGUAUGGAACUCCCAGCUACCAUGUUAAAUUGAGUUUUUAGAUGUAAUUCAAGACUAUUGACGGCCUGGUUUUUAAGGAUUCUGUGACAAAAUUCUUAAUCACAAUAUAGGGUGAAAUUGUUAGAAGAUAUACUCGAAAUAAGUUACAGAUGC
Symsagittifera roscoffensis is the source of this 1170-nucleotide messenger RNA. RefSeq names its product acylphosphatase-1-like. Gene Ontology annotation, molecular function: acylphosphatase activity. Bases 70 to 348 code for a protein of 92 amino acids. The record is from RefSeq and is a predicted model, not a curated record. The transcript is spliced from 2 exons. Lineage: Eukaryota; Metazoa; Xenacoelomorpha; Acoela; Convolutidae.